ACCUGUCCCUUGACCGGCACACCUCCAUGGCAUGACCAGAUCGACCAGCCCGAUGGCCGUCGGGGAGCCGGGACUUCAGAACCUUUCGCGUACAGAGGAUCGACAUGUUUGCCCCAGGGCUUCUCCGCUGUCGAUGGUUUUGGCGUGGGCUAGGAAGAAGUGAGCUACACGCCUCGUCGCUGCGGGGGAUUCUCAUUCCGAUGCUGAGAGGAAUUUCAGUUCUAUCCUACGCGGUGGGACCGGGAGGAAGUCGACCAGAGAUUUGGCUGCUCUGUAUUUUCGAAUUCUUCUUGUACCAGCAAUUUGGAUUAUAAGCCUCGAGUACUGGUCACUAUGAAUUUGACGGAAUUUCUAAAUUCCCCGGUUUGGAUGCCCCAUCGGAAGCGGUCUCAGACAGAUCGUUCCAAGUUCGUCCAUGUCGAGACCACCCAAAUGCCAACCCUGGCUGUCUUUGCACAUGUCUAACAUAAGAUUCUCUCGUGUUUUAGAGCCUCCCCGAGGGCCGUCGUCAUCUCUCGCCCGACCAAGGCUCAAGGUCCUCUGUGGGCGCCGUGUGACAUCAGCGAUGCAGAAUUGCUAGUUGUCUCACAAUCUGCAUUGAUGCUACGCAACUUGCUGGUCCAAUUUCGUGGAGUGCCUGGAUAUCGAAGGAAAGCUUGUCGAACAAGUUCAGAGCGAUGGUGGAUCUCCUCAAUGCAAUGGAGAGUUCCUCGGGCUUCUUCUUUUUGACUUUGUGGAGAGAGGUACUACUGUAACCGACAUGAACAUUUUCUCCCACUGCUUGUUCAUGUGUAACGCUUGAGAACCUCCAUGCUUCUGAUUUCAAUAGAGCAUGCUCCCAUUAUCACAAUGUAUUGAUUAAAAUAUACUUGUCAUGAAUCAUGUGCACUUUUUAAGAAUGAUGACCCUGCUCAAUGAUCAAGUUUCUAUAAUCAUAUGACAUGGAUUUCACAC
Marchantia polymorpha subsp. ruderalis is the source of this 954-nucleotide messenger RNA. Lineage: Eukaryota; Viridiplantae; Streptophyta; Marchantiopsida; Marchantiales; Marchantiaceae. The record is from the annotation of a GenBank genome assembly.